GAGCCAGGGGCGGUGAGAGGGGUUUUAGCCUUUUAGGCCAACCGCAAAACAUUAGCAUCUAGGGUUUUACAAUCUGAAGGAGAAGGAGAAGAAGAGAGUGAGAGGGGAUAUGGAUUCGUUUUCGUCGCCGUCAAGUGGAUCAUCGUCGCAAUUCUCGACGCAUGACAUCAUGGACCAGGUCAAAACUCAGCUCGCCCAGGCUUACGCUGAGCAAUUUCUCGAGACGGUGAGGGAGAAAUGCUUCGACAAGUGCAUCACCAAACCAGGGAGUAGUCUAAGUGGGAGCGAAAGUAGUUGUGUCUCCAGGUGUGUUGAUCGAUAUAUCGAGGCUACUGGUAUAAUCAGCAAAGCUCUCUUCAGUCAACGCUGAAACUGUUGGCUUGCUAGCUCGGGAAAUGCUGGAAUGCAUCUCUUUAAUCAUUAUAAACUUUUGAUACCCUUUCUCAUUUCUCAACAUUUUUAAACGAUGAGCAUUUUGUAAAAGCUGAUACUCAGGUGAACUUUUGUCCCUUGUCAAUGGGCAGCACAAACCGUUAUCUAGAGUAUACUGCCAAAAAGCUGUUCCAAGUCCUAUUGAUUGCGA
Nicotiana tabacum (common tobacco) is the source of this 583-nucleotide messenger RNA. NCBI's taxonomy places the organism in Eukaryota, Viridiplantae, Streptophyta, Magnoliopsida, Solanales, Solanaceae. The record is from RefSeq and is a predicted model, not a curated record.